GAUUACUGAUACUACAUAAUAUGUUAACUUAAAUACCCAAAAAAUAGUAAUAUUUUUAUUUGGCAGGCAUUUAUUUAUGGUAAAAUUUAUUUAACAAUUUAAUUUAAUUUUAACACAUUCCAUACAUAUGUAUAUACAAUAGUUAUAUCCAUAUGUACAUACAUAUACGUUAAAGCAAAGAACGUGAUUUUACGUUCUUAGUUACGUUAACUAAAUACCGUUAAGUGUUACGUUAUUAUUUUGUCACUAGAUGUCACCAUGCACAGUGGAGUGGUUGAUGACUUCGUUAAGCUAAAAAAGAAAAACCUAAAGAAUUUCUACGUUCUCCUUUGAAUAUUAAAGAACAUUUCUUUUAUCACGUAUUUUUAUUCAUCCCAGAGUAACUCCAUCAUUUGCGUUUUGCACCUUCGCUGAGCAUCUGCUAGAUAAACAUUUUUACAAUAACAUCGCCCUAGAAAUGCCAUCAUUAGACUACAAAACAUGCAACAAGAAAUUAAGCAACGUUCUAUAUGUGGACACUUUCUAUCCACUGGAGCAGCGGUGCAUGCCUUGGACCUGGUUUCUUUCGUUGGAAAUGCAGUUUUUUAUUGUGGCUUCCUUGGUUCUCCUCCUCGCCGAGAUCCACUCGACGUAUGCUAUAAUAAUUGGCGUGGCUACUUUUAUUAUAUCCAUAUUAGCUUCGGUAGUAUGGGAAUCGGAUCCCAUCACCAACGCAGAAUUCUCGAUAGGAACAUUUAUGCAAAAGGAACUAGCUGAAUUCAAUUUGGUCUUCGAUAACAUUUGCCUGCGCAUUUCUCCGUAUAUAAUGGGCAUAUGUGUUGGAUACAUUCUGCAGCGGACGCAAUCCAGCUUGAAAAUGAAUUUCGUGGUGCUAGUUUGUGGUUGGCUUAUGUAUUUGCUAAUGGCGGGCUUAUUUGUAUUUGGCUACAAAUACGGUUACGAGAAACUCCUGCCUAACCUGUCGUAUGGACGCUGGUGCCACGCAACACUCUUCACCAUUUCGCAUGCUAUGUGGUCUCUGAUGCUGUUCUGGACAACUCUAACAGCUGAAAACUAUCAGACUUGGAGACCGCUUAGUUUUCUGCUUGAUGGGAAAUUUUUAUAUGUUUUGGAACGACUGUCACCGGUUUGUCUACUUGUGGGUCCGAUUGUAAUUCGGCUGCUGGUUUUCACAGCUGACACGCCCAUCUACAAUUCUGUCGGACACACGGUUUCAAUUUUUGUGGGGUGCUUGCUGAUGACAUACUUGAGCGCGCUCUUUCUUCAUGUUCUAUUCGAUGGACCUCUUUGUGCAUUUCUACAGGAAGCAAUUCUAAAAUAGCAGAAAAUUUUCGACAAACGUUAAUUGCUAGAUAUAUACACGUAUAAGGACUAAGUGGUUGUAAAAUUCGGGAAAUUUUUUAAAAAUAUUUAAAGGGUGGGGCUAAGCACGGGCGAAAUAGAUUACAGACAUUCAUGCUAUGAGCACCUAAAACAAAUUUAUGUACAUAUGUAUAUAAAAAAUCUAUAAGGCCACAGUCAGCAACAUAAUCCACUUUUUGGAUUAGACAGUUUUCUUGGACAGUUUUCACUAAAUUUUAGAAAUAAAUCUCUUAAAGAUGACAUUUCUAUUGCCAGAGAUAACCAAUGUUAAGUGCUGCGAAAUUAUAUUUUUAUUAAGACAAAUUGAUUUGAUACUACAAUCACUAUCAAGUUUAAUAGGGUGUUUGGUAAACUGACAAAUAUGACGCUGGGCCUGAAAAGAAGUAUAGAUACCAGCAUGCAACAAAAAUUUACAGACUAAAAUCGAACUUUUAAAACAAAACAAAAAUACCAAUUUUGUUGAAAGUUGAUCCAGAAAAAAAAACAGAGUAACAUCAAAGAUUCAGUAUUUUUGCCAAAAAAUACCGUAGAAUCAAAAAAACUUCAAAUUUAAAUUCUUCCUUAAAUAUAAAUUAAACUAGACACAUAUAAUACAUCUGUUUUACAAUUUUAUGAAACAGGUAUAUUUCUAAAUAGUCAGACAAUAGACUUCUCGUAGAGCAUCAACUUGAGAAAGAGAGUUAGCUAGUUGAGAGUUGAAUUCAAGAGGGCAUUGAUAUUUAUCCCAAACUUACAUUACAUAGCUCAUGACGAUAUGAAAGAAAAGAGGGGAAGGAUUUGGUUCCUACCGUUAUAUUCAAACGAACAUCUGUUUUCUUUAAUUUUUUCCUACUUUGGUUUGAAUACUCAUGGGACAGAAAAUUAACUAAUCAAAUAAUUUUCUAAGGCUUAUGUACAAUAGCUCUAUUUUUUUACUUUCAUCUGACGAACAGAUAUUACCAAAUGGUUGAUUUUCAUGUGAUUCGUAAUAUUACCCAUCGUUUGUUUGUAAGUCAGGUACAAAAACAAACUAACGGUGAGUGCACCUUCUGUUAUCGUUUCGAAUGCACGUUAAUUUUGGCCUCCGAGGUGCUAAAUGGACUUGCAGGAAAAUAGGGAAACGAAGCUUUGACACUUUCACCGCAGCGUAAUCGCAAUCGCACCAUAUGUUUUAAACACAUAAAUACAUAUCUCGGUACAUGAGUGCUUACAUGCCAACACAUUUGUUAGUACAUUGGUUAUACAUACAGCUUUACCAGUUAUUUGAAUAUCCACCUAUUCAUAUGGUUCUCGCUGUGCCUCAUACUAUUGCGGGAACUGAUACAUUUUCAUAAGAAGCUUUGUCUCUGAAAUUUUGCAACAAUUCCAUACUCUUACUCUUUCAUGCGGCACUUAUGCUUCCCUGCCUACAAUACCUUUAUUUAAGCAAAAUCGCCAUUUUUAUACUAUCGCAACUUGUUGCUACAGAGUAUAAUAGUUUUGUUC
Messenger RNA from Bactrocera oleae (olive fruit fly), 2826 nucleotides. Its product is annotated as nose resistant to fluoxetine protein 6. NCBI's taxonomy places the organism in Eukaryota, Metazoa, Arthropoda, Insecta, Diptera, Tephritidae. The record is from RefSeq and is a predicted model, not a curated record.